Molecule: messenger RNA, 1623 nt
Organism: Abrus precatorius (Indian licorice)
Lineage: Eukaryota; Viridiplantae; Streptophyta; Magnoliopsida; Fabales; Fabaceae
Product: isoleucine N-monooxygenase 1-like
Exons: 2
Coding region: 1-1623 (540 amino acids)
Molecular function (GO): iron ion binding; oxidoreductase activity, acting on paired donors, with incorporation or reduction of molecular oxygen; heme binding
Source: RefSeq, a predicted model, not a curated record
AUGGCUUUGCCUUUGUUGUCACAACUUCAAGGCUUUUGGCCUUCUUUCCUUGCUGUAAUCGCUGGCAUUAUUAUGAUCAUCAAAGCCCUAAGAUCUGACGCGAUUCAGAAAUAUUCCAACAAACAAAAGCCGAAACUCCCACCAGGUCCCAAACCAUGGCCUAUAGUUGGUAACCUUCCUGAAAUGCUUACAAACAAACCUGUCCAAAAGUGGAUAAACAAACUCAUGAAAGAAAUGAACACUGAAAUUGCAUGUUUCCGCUUAGGAAAUGCCUAUGUUAUCCCAGUGACAUGUCCUACCAUAGCCACUGAGUUCUUGAGAAAACAAGAUGAAACUUUUGCAUCAAGAUCACUAAGCAUGUGCACUGAACUCAUUAGUGAUGGAUAUUCUACCACACUUUUUGGGCCCUUUGGGAACCAAUGGAAGAAAAUGAAGAAAAUCAUAACCCAUGAUUUGCUUUCCCCACAAAAGCACCAAUGGCUUCAUGACAGAAGGGCUGCAGAAGCUGACAACAUAAUGUUUUACGUCUACAACAAAUGCAAAAAUGUGAACCAUGAUGGUGGUGUUGAUGGUGGCCUUGUGAAUAUUAGGAGUGCUGCAAGGCAUUACUGUGGUAACUUGAUCAGGAAAGUUAUUUUUAACACAAGGUAUUUUGGGGAAGGUAGAAAUGAUGGAGGGCCUGGUCUUGAGGAAGUUGAACAUGUUGAUUCCGUCUUUGAUUUGAUUAAGUAUGUUUAUGCCUUUUCUCUUUCUGAUUAUAUCCCAUGCUUGAGGGGACUUGACUUGGAUGGCCAGGAAAGGAAGGUGAAAGAAGUUUUGAGGAUCGUGAAUAAGCAUCAUGAUCCCAUCAUUCAAAAGAGAAUGAAACAAUGGAAUAAUGGAUUAAAGGUUAAUGAAGAGGACUGGCUUGACAUUCUACUCUCCCUGAAAGAUGCAAACCACAACCCAUCAUUGACACUGAAGGAAAUUAAAGCGCAAAUUAUAGAACUAAUGCUUGCAACAAUGGACAAUCCAUCAAAUGCUUUUGAAUGGGCACUAGCUGAAAUGAUAAACCAACCAGAGUUACUCCAACGAGCGACGGAAGAAUUGGACAGUGUGGUAGGGAAAGAAAGGCUUGUUCAAGAAUCAGACAUUCCAAAGCUCAACUAUGUGAAGGCUUGUGCAAGAGAAGCUUUUCGGCUUCAUCCCAUUGCACCUUUCAUUCCACCCCAUGUCUCUAUGAGUGACACAACUGUGGGAAACUACUUCAUCCCUAAGGGUAGCCAUGUAAUCAUAGGAAGACGAGAACUGGGGAGAAACCCAAAAGUGUGGAAUGAGCCCCUCAAGUUCAAACCUGAACGACACCUCAAGAGUGAUGGAUCCGAUGUCGUUUUGACAGAGCCAGAUUUGAGGUUCAUGACAUUCAGUAUUGGAAGACGUGGUUGUCCUGGAGUGAUGCUUGGCACUACUAUGACUGUGAUGCUAUUUGCUAGGUUGCUUCAUGGCUUCACUUGGAGUGCACCACCCAAUGUUUCAACAAUUAACCUUGCUGAGUCCGAUGAUGAAAUUUUUCUCGCUGAGCCACUUGUCGCAAUGGCAAAACCAAGAUUAGCAGCAGAACUAUACCACCGUCAAAUUCAGUAA